Molecule: messenger RNA, 387 nt
Organism: Cadophora gregata
Lineage: Eukaryota; Fungi; Ascomycota; Leotiomycetes; Helotiales; Ploettnerulaceae
Gene: VPS55
Product: Vacuolar protein sorting-associated protein 55
Exons: 3
Coding region: 1-387 (128 amino acids)
Biological process (GO): late endosome to vacuole transport via multivesicular body sorting pathway
Cellular component (GO): Vps55/Vps68 complex; endosome
Source: RefSeq, a predicted model, not a curated record
AUGGCCGCAGGCCUCAAAACCAUCAUUUCCCUCUCCUUCGUCCUAGCAAUCGGCUUCCUCCUCGUAAUCCUCUCCUGCGCCCUCUUCCACCAAUACCUACCCCUCCUCGUCGUCGCAACAUACGUGCUGGCUCCACUGCCAAACUGGAUCUGUGGACGAUGUGCCAACCCAGAUGAUUUCGUGGAGAGCUCGGGUAGUGCGAUUGUGGAUUUUGGACGGUUCUGUACGGGGUUUCUGGUGCUUAUGGGGAUUGCCCUUCCAGUCCUCCUCGCCCACUCGGGAAUCAUCCUUUGGUACGCAGCCGUGAUGUCUAUUAUCGGGGGUGUAUUGAUCUACGGAACCAUCAUCGCAUUCGGGAUGUUCUUUGAAGAGGAGCAUGAGUUCUAG